AUUCUGCUGUCUGUCGAUCUCUGUGGCAGACAGUAGAAGGGUGCGCCGAACAUGUUUCAUGUGUGUGUAGUGCAGACAAUUUUUUUGUUGAAAAUGUGUUUUAUACCUUAAACUAGUGUGAUAUUAGUGUUAAAUCAGGCAAUCAUCACCGCGGACUGUAAUGUGUUUCAUACGUUUCCCCGUGUACACCUAAGCACACACACACCACGAAAACCAUCAUUAUUUUGGUAAUCAUUCUUGAACAACAAAACUCAAAAUGGCGCAUCAAAUGCCCCCAUCGGUGAACUGUUCGCUGGACGAAAUCGACCUAACCGCCCUCAAAGAUCCCGCAGGAAUCUUCGAGCUGAUCGAGGUCGUGGGCAAUGGGACCUACGGACAGGUUUACAAGGGUCGACAUACCAAAACCGGUCAAUUGGCAGCCAUCAAAGUUAUGGACGUCAACGAGGACGAAGAAGAAGAAAUCAAGUUGGAAAUCAACGUGCUCAAGAAAUAUUCGAACCACCGCAACAUCGCCACCUACUACGGGGCUUUCAUCAAAAAGUCGCCCCCCGGAAAGGACGACCAGUUGUGGCUGGUGAUGGAAUAUUGCGGAGCAGGUUCUGUGACCGAUUUGGUUAAAUCGACGAAAGGUCAGUCGCUGAAGGAGGAAUGGAUUGCCUAUAUUUGUAGGGAGAUAUUGAGAGGACUGUCCUACCUGCAUUCGAACAAAGUCAUCCAUAGGGACAUAAAAGGACAAAAUGUUUUAUUAACUGACAACGCCGAAGUUAAAUUAGUCGACUUCGGUGUUUCGGCUCAACUUGACCGAACGAUAGGCCGCCGCAACACUUUCAUAGGCACCCCUUACUGGAUGGCACCCGAAGUAAUCGCCUGCGACGAAAAUCCCGAUGCAACUUACGACAAUCGAAGCGAUCUAUGGUCCCUAGGUAUCACAGCAUUAGAAAUGGCCGAAUCGCAGCCACCCCUGUGCGAACUGCACCCAAUGCGGGCCCUGUUUUUAAUUCCGCGCAACCCUCCGCCCCGAUUGAAGAGCAAAAAGUGGAACAAGAAGUUCCACGGCUUCAUCGAAACAGUAUUAGUCAAAGAUUAUCACGAACGUCCGUACACGGAACAGCUGCUGAAGCACGCGUUCAUCAGGGACCAACCGACCGAACGGCAAGUGAGGAUACAGCUGAAGGAUCAUAUCGAUAGGUGUAAGAAGAGGAAGCAGGAGAAGGAGCGGGAGGAUUAUAGGUAUUCGGGGUCGGAGAACGAGGAGGAGGAGCCCCAGAUCGCCGGAGAGCCGAGCAGUAUCGUGCAGGCGCCGGGAGGUGACACUCUGCGCCGGAAUUUCCAGCAGAUACAGGAAGGACGCACGCUUAGCCAGAACGUGGAGCCGCCUCCGAGAAGUGGAAGAAACAAAGAUAAAGACGAAAUUCCAGAACCUGGACCGCCCGCAAGACCUCCCAUUCCCCAGAUUCCCCAAAGGGUGAUAGUUGUUCCAGAUCCAGCACCACCACGAAGUUUUGCUUACAGACCACUGCCCCCACCGCCCGAUAACAAUUUCGGAAGAUCGCAGCAAAUCCAACAAAGGAAUUCGCAGUCGCAACACAUUUUCAAACCUAUGGGUCCUGCACGUAAGCCUGAGGAAUUGGACGCUCUGGCAGCUCACUUAAACGAACUCGGCGUCCAGCAACCCUCGCAACCCGAAGCGCCCCCUAGAAACAACCGCAACAACAAACAAUCACAGUCGGCCGUCAACAACAACGUCUCCACCCCGGGCUCCGCCAGCAAUCACACACCCAACUCAGGAAAUCAAGCAAUCGGCGGUAAUAUAUUAGAUUCAGUAGUAGACAGUGAGACCGACUCGGAACCGGAAGACAACGGACGUGCCCGAAACGACGGUACCUUGUUGGCUAGUGAUCCCCCGAAACCUCUUCCCGAAUUUUCUUACAGAGCUGGUUUAGGAGUAGUGCCUGAAAGUACCGCAAGUGUGUCUAGUCCUGGAGCCACCGGUUCCGGAUCGAGUUCCGGGAGCGCCCCCAACAGACCCCUGCCCCCCACGCCUGACGAUGACGAGUCUCAAGGUGACAAAACGUUGGUCCUGCGCAGGCAGUCUGCAGCCAGUCUAGUAAAGACCACAACCACUAACGUGGAAGAUAUCGACGAAGCCACAUUGCUGAAAGAAUGGGACUUCGAAAAAUUUUUCCCAUCGUCGAAAUACAAAAGUCCAGAAGAAACAAAAUCGAACAACGGCAGCAAGCAACCGAUAAAAGACAAAAAGGGUCCGACCCAUCGACGCAUGGAUAGCGAUUCUAAAAUCAACCCGUUCUUCCGCGGCUUCCGACGGGAGAACUCUGAUUUUUUCCCGUUGAGUUCGCGUCACUCGGCCGUUUUUUCCGAUAAAAAUGUGCGCUCGAGUGGUAUUUUUAACAACAGACGCAGUUCAGAGGCUGGUCUGAACAAGAAAACUAACGGCGAACCGGUCCUUAUGGAUUACGUCAAAAGGACGGAAUCGCCGAAAAAUAAGGACUAUGGGGUUAUUAGCGCGAAGGAAAACAAUAUAGGGUUGUUGCGGGUGGACGGUAAUUUCGUUAAGCCACGAAGAGAGAAGACGGAAUCGGAUAUCGUUUUGCGAAAUUCGGACGCUAGGAGGAGCGUGAGAGAGAGUUUAGAGGCGCGCAGGCGCGAAGUUGAGGCGCAGUUCGCCAAGGAGGUGGAGAAUAUGAGGAAGAGAAAUUCGAGACCGAUCGAAAUUAACCCUAUUUCUUUGUCGACGCCUACUAAUUCUAUUGAUGGCGACGAGUAUUUGUAUAUACAGAACGGUAGAAGUAGCGACCACUCACGUCAAAGCAACGUUUUACCCGAUCUCCUUAGUCAGGCCAGUGGCAGUCCGGGUACACCUUCGGCUAGAGAUAAGUCCCAGAGUGAAGAGUACCGUCAGGCCGUCUCUCCCCACGUUACCCCCUCCCCUAACAAACUAUCAACACCCCUUAACGCAAACGCUCUUGCCUUGCAACAGAAACAGCGAUCGUUCCUCACGUUCGGCUUCGGCGCCGGUUCGGCUCAGAGUCGGCGAGAAUCGCACGUGAACGUGAACGUCACGCCAACGAGUCAUGACAUUUCCUCGGACACCCCCGAAAUCCGAAAAUACAAGAAGAGGUUUAACAGCGAGAUCCUGUGUGCUGCACUUUGGGGUGUCAAUCUUUUGAUCGGAACGGAGCACGGCCUCAUGUUGCUCGACAGGAGCGGUCAAGGGAAGGUCUAUCAGUUGAUAUCGAGGAGGCGGUUCCAGCAGAUGGAGGUGCUGGAGGGGCAGAAUAUCCUCGUCACGAUUUCCGGAAAGAAAAAUCGCGUUCGGGUGUAUUACCUCAGCUGGCUGAAGAGCAAGAUCCUCAGAACGGACGGCGUGAGCGACCAAGUGGAGAGGAGGAACGGGUGGAUCAACGUGGGUGAUCUUCAGGGUGCUGUCCAUUUCAAAAUAGUCAAGUAUGAAAGGAUCAAGUUUCUGGUGAUAGCGUUAAAAGACAGUAUUGAAAUUUAUGCGUGGGCACCCAAGCCGUACCAUAAAUUUAUGGCGUUUAAGUCGUUCUGCGAACUGACGUACAGGCCGCUUCUGGUCGAUUUGACGGUGGAAGAGGGCACGAGACUUAAAGUGAUAUACGGCAGUGCUGACGGGUUUCACGCUGUCGAUUUGGACUCGGCCAGUGUUUAUGAUAUCUACUUACCUAAACACACGCAAAGUGCUAUCUCUCCACACUGUAUAGUUACUUUACCAAAUAGUAACGGAAUGCAGCUGUUGCUUUGUUAUGAUAACGAAGGUGUAUAUGUGAAUACUUACGGUAGAGUGUCCAAAAACAUGCUAUUGCAGUGGGGAGAAAUGCCCACGUCAGUGGCGUACAUCGGCACGGGCCAGAUAAUGGGCUGGGGCAAUAAGGCAAUCGAAAUCCGUUCAGUGGAGUCGGGCCACCUGGACGGCGUCUUCAUGCACAAGAAGGCUCAGCGUUUGAAGUUUUUGUGCGAACGUAACGACAAAGUAUUCUUUUCGAGCGCCAAAAGCGGUUCCAGCUGUCAGAUCUACUUUAUGACCUUGAAUAAGCCCGGCAUGGCCAACUGGUAGUAACCUCAACUUUUAUAACAGUUAAUAUCAAGUGUAAUUAAUAGUUCGUUUGUGAUCAGUGAACCGAAAACGAGAGAGAGAGCGAGAGAAAGGAUUCAUUAAAAAAGUAAAUGAAGUAUGGGAGAGUAAGGAGACGGGCAAAUAGUACAAUGUAAUUUAGAUCAAAUUGAACAUAACUAAGUCGGAUUGGCGCUAAGUUCGGACCGGCCGAUUCGAGAUUGAAAAAGUAUUUGUAUGGGGUUACAUGAGGUGUCGCCGAUUUCUGAAGUAGUUCCUUCGUUUUAUUUGUUUUACUGUUGGUAACAAUAAUCGAAGUACAAUUCCAGUUUUGGUCAGCAAUAAUUGUUUAAAAAACGGACUAAAUCAAAGCGGAACUAUUCAAAAAUCGCAUCAAUGAAGUAGUAUCGGUGCCAAGAGGAUGUUAGUGAACUGAUAAAUGCUCACUAAGAAACUAGUUAAGUCCAAUUAUUAUAAAAAAUAUAUUAGCUUAAUGUGACUAAAGUUCGGCAAUUGGUUCUUGGCGAAUUUCGGUCACUUUUUUUUGUACAUACUUCAUUAUUUCUGAUGCCUAGUGCACACAGUAUAGAGACCGUUGUACCGUCUUGUUUCGCUUUUACUUUUGUUUCGAUUUUUCCAUUGAUUGUGGUUGCGAAACGUGCGAUUUUAUACUAAAGUUGAAUUAGUAAUAAAAUGGUUUUUUUUUUGGGUGCAAUGAAGACUGUAUAUUUACUAUAAUUUAUAUGUAUGACCAAUGAUCUGGAGGUCUCCUCUUAGCCAGUUGUUCUUUUUAUUAUAUAUAUUUUUUUGUGGCCUAUUUGUAUGUUAUCUUGCUUUUCUGCUCUUUUUAUAAUAAUUUUCCCAAAGAAUUGGUAAGUGUGAUUUUUUUAUUAUAAAGUUAACAAUUUCUAUAUAAAAUCAUUUUUAUUAUUAAUAUAAUUCCGAACAGUAACGUUAUUAUAAUAUUCUGUAUUAUA
Molecule: messenger RNA, 5070 nt
Organism: Zophobas morio
Lineage: Eukaryota; Metazoa; Arthropoda; Insecta; Coleoptera; Tenebrionidae
Gene: msn
Product: serine/threonine-protein kinase mig-15
Exons: 18
Coding region: 257-4096 (1279 amino acids)
Biological process (GO): protein phosphorylation
Molecular function (GO): ATP binding; protein kinase activity
Source: RefSeq, a predicted model, not a curated record